Messenger RNA from Cephus cinctus (wheat stem sawfly), 1787 nucleotides. RefSeq names its product coiled-coil domain-containing protein 50. The coding region runs from base 145 to 1197 and encodes 350 amino acids. NCBI's taxonomy places the organism in Eukaryota, Metazoa, Arthropoda, Insecta, Hymenoptera, Cephidae. The transcript has 5 exons. The record is from RefSeq and is a predicted model, not a curated record.
UCCCACACAAGAUCGAGCGAUUCAUCACUUUUCAAGAUGGAGAAACAACACAUCAUUCCAUAAGGUGGUUGUAAACAAGUAGACACCUGGAGCGAUAACAUCAUUCAUCCUCUUCUGGAAGAUACAUGUAGUUGAAGAUACAACAUGGCCAAAUCAGUGCUAAGUUCGGAUACCCUUCCUAAGGCAGGCCGGGUUAACGAAGUAUGUCGUGAGUGGCUGGUACACGAAGACGGCGCCUUGGCUUAUAGAUUACAGGAUGAAGAGAUUAAGGAACAUUAUACGGGAAAUAAGGUACGAAAUGCUCAGGUACGCGAGGAUCUACCAAGAGCUAAGGUUGAACAGGAACUUGAGGCACUUCGAUAUCAAUCGCUAGUACAACAACAAGAAGAAAGGGAUGCUUUAGUGGCAAGACAGAUCGCAUUAUCCUUAGAGCAUGAGGAAAGGCAGAAGGAACGUGAGCUCCAGGAGAGGAUGAGGUUACAAUUGAGAUUGGAUGAUGAGGCAGCUCAGUUAGAAGCACAGCUAGAAAUUCAGCGACGUAUUCAAGAAGAAAAAGAUCAGGAACUUGCGAAAAAACUUCAACGGGAAGAAGAGGAAGCUGCUGUAGAUUCCGAGGAUGGUCCAGUAGAUGAAAGAUAUCUUCUGGACAGAAAGAUUGCAAUGGAAGCACAAGAUGCUGAACUAGCCAAAAUGCUUCAAGACAAAGAACGAGCCAAGGCUCGACGUGCUAGGGAGCGAGCCAAACAAAGAAAACUAGAACGUCAGCAGCUGCAGCAGCAGCUCGAGGAACAGAAUACCAUAGAGAAGCCUCAAAGGCCUGACAAACUAGAUCUUAAAGAGACUCACGAAACAGGUAGUAAAUCUCGACAGCAUUCAGCAUAUUCACGAUACCCAGAUCCAGAGGAAAUUCAAGUCCUGGAGGACCCUGUCGAAGAGAUCAGAGAAAUGCCAAACGUUGCUGCCAUGAUUGAUCCUACGUACAAUGGUAAUAAUACGCACAGAAGUUCAUCAAGUAGUUCAAGUAAUACAAUGAGUCCCACAUAUGCCUUACCUACGCCACCUCAGGAACUUAUGGGUGAGGAUGCACCAUGCUAUAUGCCUAUUCAAGGUCAGAGACGUAACCAAAUGCAAUCACCAUCCCAGACCCAUGAAGAUAAGCAAAAACGUCGAGUCAAGGAUGGAUGCAAGCACCAAUAGAAUCAAUUAAUACAACAGACUCUUCAGGUAAUCACAUAUUAUUAAAGAAAAAAAAGGAAACGUCCGGAAACAUUACGUUACAUACUUUCAAUAACAGAGAAUAGGAUAGGUUAGAUUAGAAUGAGCUAGAUAAAAGUGUUCGGAAGAAAAAUCCUCACGGCCUUUCUAAGAGCCAACUAAUUACACUAGAUCAUAAUGGCAAUCUUAAAAGCCGGAGGAACUGCAUAAAUUCAAAUGAUAAUCAUGAGAAUUAUUGCCAUAUCAGUUCCAAAUCGCGAAGUGUAUUCCAUUUCGCGAAGCGUGAACUUAACUCGUGCCUUUUCAAGGGCAACCAUUUGUUUUAGACCUGAGCUCUAUUAAUCAUUGUAACUGACGAUAAUCUAAGAAUGUGUACCGUCCCAUAUUUGGAUAUUAAUUUUUUUUUUAUAACCAGUAGGCAGCAAUAAGCCAGAGGCAAAGGCAAACCAAUUUUUUUUAAGCUUGCUAAAUGACUAGCAGACUUUUAUUUUUUUUUACAAUAUAAUCAUAUUCAUAACUCGACGACUUUAUUGGAUGAAUUUUGAAAAUAGGACGUUGAUUUUUUCCCCUAA